AUGUCCCACAUAAGAGGCGGUGCGCGGUGUCCUCCCGCAGAGUGCUUGCGAUCUACCUGCUGCUCUCCUCGCAGUGACCGCGCGAUGGCAGCCACGGCGGGGACCGAGGGGCAGGGCGGCGCCGACUCCGGCGAGGCGCCCGCCUACAAGGGCUCGUGCUUCUGCGGCAAAGUGAAGAUCGACAUCAAGGGCCCCGUGGCUUCCUCCUACGCCUGCCACUGUACGGUCUGCCAGAGGCUGCACGGCGCGCCCUUCUCCAUCCACGUCAACUUCGCUCGGGGGUCCAUCGUCCCCACGCCCGAGUCUCAGGUCUUCCUUGCGGGUUUCGAUAGCAGCGAGAAGGUCGUCCGGUACCACUGCAAGGUGUGCGCCUCCCGCGUGUACAACGACAUCGCCGUGGAGGGCUUCGAGUUCGUGGACGCGCCGGUCACGAUCUUCGAGAGGGGUUCGGACGGCAGGGUGCUGGCCUGGGACGCCGUCAAGCCUAAGUGCCACAUCUUCUACAGCACCAGGGUGGAGGACGCCAGCGACAAGCUGCCCAAAUUCGACGCUCUGAUGCCGGGCUGCGAGGCCUACGACCCUGGGAAGCUCCACCAGCCCAGCACGUGA
This is a messenger RNA of Ostreobium quekettii, 609 nucleotides long. NCBI's taxonomy places the organism in Eukaryota, Viridiplantae, Chlorophyta, Ulvophyceae, Bryopsidales, Ostreobiaceae. The record is from the annotation of a GenBank genome assembly.